This is a messenger RNA of Aplysia californica (California sea hare), 497 nucleotides long. RefSeq names its product 40S ribosomal protein S13. Gene Ontology annotation, molecular function: small ribosomal subunit rRNA binding; structural constituent of ribosome. The record is from RefSeq and is a predicted model, not a curated record. Gene Ontology annotation, cellular component: cytosolic small ribosomal subunit; ribosome; nucleolus. Lineage: Eukaryota; Metazoa; Mollusca; Gastropoda; Aplysiida; Aplysiidae. Gene Ontology annotation, biological process: translation.
AAAGGGUAUUUCCCAGAGUGCACUUCCUUACAGGAGAACAGUGCCUGUGUGGCUUAAAUUGCCAUCUGAAGAUGUUGAGGAUCAGAUUGAUAAGUUGGCCAAGAAGGGCCUUACGCCAUCACAGAUUGGUGUAAUUCUCCGAGACUCGCACGGCGUUGCACAGGUGAGGUUUAUCACCGGCAACAAGAUCCUGCGUAUCAUGAAGAAGAAGGGUCGCGGCACCACCCUGCCCGAGGAUCUGUACAGUCUGAUCAAGAAGGCUGUAAACAUCCGCAAACAUUUGGAGAGGAGCAGGAAGGAUAAAGAUGCCAAGUACAGGUUGAUCCUUGUUGAAUCCAGAAUUCACCGUUUGGCUCGCUACUACAAGAGGAAGAAGGUCCUCCCUCCCACUUGGAAAUACGAGUCCUCCACUGCCUCUGCCCUGGUUGCAUAAAGCUGUGAGCAAGAUAUGGGGUCGGGCAAAUUGGGAGUUCCUCAAUAAAAAGUUGACAAAUAUU